Messenger RNA from Colletotrichum destructivum, 1095 nucleotides. RefSeq lists its product as uncharacterized. The coding region runs from base 200 to 859 and encodes 219 amino acids. Lineage: Eukaryota; Fungi; Ascomycota; Sordariomycetes; Glomerellales; Glomerellaceae. The record is from RefSeq and is a predicted model, not a curated record. The transcript has a single exon.
ACCACAGGCUUGGCUUGAGGAUAGCCGCAAUGUUCGCAUAUCACUCUCAGUGCCACGAUCCCCGGACACCAAGCCCUUUUUACACUUGGACUGGUAACACGGCGGGGCAAUCUGCAGCCCAAGUUCCAAAAGCGAAACUUGGCAAGACUAAACCAUACCAUACCAUACCAUACAUAAACACAACUCUAUACUGUACGAUAUGGAACGGCCGGCAAUGCGCCAGACGCCGCUGUCCGCCUCCAAACUAGGCAUGGAUCGGCGGUGGUGGCUCCUCACCGUCCCCGCCCUGUGGAUCGUCGCCCACAAUGCCCAGUACAUCUUUGGCAUCCCGUACAUGGGCGACCCGGAGGUGAUGUGGGCGACCCGGCGGAGGCUCUUCGGCAAGCUCCACAUCCUCGGCAGCGGCUUCGCCAUGUUCUGCGGCCCCUUGCAGUUUCUCGGCGGCCUCCGGCGUCACUACCCGGCCGCGCACCGCUGGAUCGGCCGCGUCUACAACCUCGGCAUCGCGGUCGGGGGCGCCAACGCCUUCAAGAUGGCCUUCGCCGCCUCCUGCCACCCCCUCGGCCAGAUCGGCUUCGCCGUCCUGGCCGGCAUCUGGCUGGCCACGUGCGCACUCGGCCUCCUCGCGGUCCUCCAGGGCGACGUCGAGGCCCACAAGCACUGGAUGAUACGCAACUACGCCGCGACUUAUGCCGCCGUUACGCUGCGCGUCCAGAUGCCCGUGCUCAUGGCCUCGGGCAUGCUUCCGUACCACGCCGCUGCCGUUGCCGGUUGGACGAGUUGGAUCCCAAACCUCGUCGCGGCUGAGUGGUGGAUAACGAAUAGGUCCCUUGCGAGGAAGAAGCUCAAAUCGAAGUAAAAAUGUCUUGUAUUGUAUAGCCCUUCCACGGGUCUUCAAACUGCUUCUAAAAGAGUUCUAAAAGAGCAAGGACCGUUCUUUCGGGGACAUCUGGGACGAAAACAGUACUUCGGUGCCUAUGGCCGAUAUCUAAAUCAAAGGCCAAACAUUCACCCUCGUUCAACUUCGCUCGCCCUUAAAGCAGCAUCGCUAAGACUUUUAGGCAUGUUGGUAAUGAGAACGCCCCAAGACAUCGC